Thermothelomyces thermophilus ATCC 42464 is the source of this 3167-nucleotide messenger RNA. RefSeq lists its product as uncharacterized. The record is from RefSeq and is a predicted model, not a curated record. The transcript has 3 exons. NCBI's taxonomy places the organism in Eukaryota, Fungi, Ascomycota, Sordariomycetes, Sordariales, Chaetomiaceae. Bases 157 to 2661 code for a protein of 834 amino acids.
AGACACCCACCACCGACCCUUCAAAUCCUUAGUGCACACCAAGUCGGCUUCACAUCCUGCCAACUACCUACCGAUCUAAGCCGCACUCUGACCCCGCUUUUUUUCGGUCGUCCCUGGCGGUUGUCGAGAGUCAAGUGACGGAUAUAAGCAUCACCAAUGCCGCUAAAACAUCGAAGUCCAGCAAGAGGUCAAAAACGUACCCCGGCUUCGGCAACAUCAAGCGAAUACGACGAAGAAACCUCCUCACAGCACAGCGAGGAUUACGACGAUUCGCUGGCUGACGAGGACGACGAGGACGACGAAGACCAGUGGGGUGAUGAGUAUGACGAGCUCGAUCCUUCGGAUUCAGCCUCAAUAAGCCAAGAGUAUAAACAACGCGCUCUUCCGCGAUCUCACAGUCCGCGUCCGCUCCGUGGUCAGCCGCGCAACCACAGAAUCCCUGUUGGGCGGCAGUCAUAUUCCUAUUACUCUCCAUCGGUCCCGCCAAUGAGUCUCGAUCCUUCCGAGGACUAUCCGGCGUACGCGCGAGGCUACGGCGGCCCGCCACAGCCGCAAAACCAAGGCGCCUUCUACGGCGCUAGGGGCGGCCAUCAGUCGGCCGGAUAUGCGCAGAGCCACGUCGGCUACAUGCCGAAUCACUACGCCAGCCAGAUGGUGCCCUAUAAUGAAUACCGAAACCCCUUCGCCCCGGCGCCAAUGGCCGGGACUGGCCCUGGCUUCUUUGGGAAUGAGCAUCGGGGUGGCCACGGCCACUACGACAUCAUGCCCUAUCACCAGGGCCCCGGUUACUAUGGCGCCGGUGGGGGGGCAGGUUACGGUAUACCGCCACCGCACCUGCAGCCGUACUUGUACAACGCACCUCCGCCGCCCCCAACGGAAGCGCCCGCGCCCAAACCGCCAACCCCUGCCCCGCCCCCUCCCGAGAAGAACCCGGAGGUGGAAGCACUCAAAGCGCAGCUCGCCAAAUUUGAGGAAGAAGAGAAGAAAAAGGCCGAAAAGGAGCGGCUGGAGGAAUUGAAGAGGAGGAUGCAAGAGGAGGCUGCAGAGGCGAUCAAGAGGCAAAUGGAAGAAAUGAAGAGGGUGCAGGAGGAGCAAAAGAAGGCGGUUGAGCAAGCACAAGCCGAGGCCGCAAAGAGGGCGCGCGAGCAACUGGAGGAAGAGAGACGAAAAGAGGAGCAGAGGAGGAAGGAGCAACAGGAACAGCUAGAACGCAUCCAGCGCGAGACCCGUGAGCGGCUCGAGGCCGAAAGGAAGGCAGCCGAGGAGCAGAGGAGGCGCGAAGCCGAAGCCGCUGCCAAGGCCGAGGCUGAUGCGCAAGCCAGGAUCAAGAAGGCCAUCGAGGAAGAGCAGGCACGAAUCAAGGCCCAAAUCAAGGCCGAAGAAGAAGCCAGGGCCGCCGCUGAGAAGAAGGCGGCGGAGGAGCAGGCGCGACUCAAGAGGAUCGAAGAGGAGGCCCAAAAGAAGAUCGAGGCGGCUCUCAAGGAGCAGGAGGAGAAGCUGGCGGCCGCCGUCAAGGCUGAACGCGAAAAGUUUGAAGCCGCCCAGAAGGCCGAAGCCGAAGCCAAGGCCGCGGCGGCGAAGAAGGAAGCCGAGGAAGCCGAAUGGCGCAAGAAGCUCGAGGCCGAAGCCAAGUUGAAGGCCGAGAUCGAAGCGCGAGAGAAGCUCGAGGCCGAGCGCAAAAAGGCCGAGGAAGAGAGGCUCGCCGAGGAGCAGAGGAAGAAAGAAGAGGAAGCCCUCAAACAAAGGCUCCUCGAGGAAGCCAAGGCUAAGGCGAAGGCCGAGGAGGAGGCUGAAAAGAAAAAGGAGAAGGCGCCCAUCAAGUUCAAGGACGCCGUCGGCCGCAAGUUCAGCUUCCCAUUCCAUCUCUGCCAGACAUGGCAGGGUAUGGAAGAACUCAUUAAGCAGGCCUUCCUCCAUGUGGAUGUGAUCGGCCCACAUGUUCAAGAGGGCCACUACGACCUGAUCGGCCCCAACGGCGAGAUCAUCCUCCCCAGCGUCUGGGAAAAGGUCAUCGAACCCGACUGGGCCAUCACCAUGCACAUGUGGCCCAUGGACAAGGCCCCGCUCCGCAAUCAACAGGUGCCUCCCAUGCCCCCCGGCGCCAUCCCCCGGCCUCCCCACCACAACGGCCGGACAGUCCACGCCAACGGACCCGUCCCCUUCGUGCGCCCGCCAAGUGCCCAUCCAGGAGGUGCCGGCGGCAUGCAGAUCCCGCGUCCCCCGCCGAACGGCGUCUGGCCUAAUGGCGGUGCUGUGCCAGUCGGGGCACCGCGGGGGGCCCGGCCGUCGGCGGCUCCGCACAUUGUAACAGUCGAGCCGGAAAAGCCGAAGCGCAAGGACAAGGGGGCGCCCCAGGGGAUGCUCAGCUGGAUGGUUGGCGCCAAGCCUAAAUCCAGCAGUACUAAGAAGUAUGUUGGCCCCAUCCCUCCCAAGGGAGCGAGACGCCCCGAUUCAGCCCAAGCCCGUGUCCCUACACCCGCAUCCGCACCCGCACCCGCACCCGCACCCGCACUUGCACCUCUUCCCCCCAGCAAGCACAAGCCCAAGAACAAAGCCCGGCCCUCGUCCCAGAAACACUACCCCUCGUACAUCUUGUACCCUGCCCAUCUGUGGCUUCCCAAGUCUGUUGCAUUCCCUCCACUUGUCGAGUUCGGGCUGUAGCUCGGCCCCGUGCAAUUGGUUGGUCGAUUAAGACGGCGAUGCUAACGCGGGUAUCUAUAUAGGAAGAAGCAUUAAAAACGAGAGAACACCUGUUUCUUAAACUCAGUCUGACUGCUCACUGCCCGGAUUCGCGACUGAUUUACUCCCUCGUGAUGGAGUUAUAGGGAAGACGAGCGACGAGGUCAGCGAUGGCCUUCUUCACUUCCUAUCUUGACAACCAUUCCUUGCAACUUGCUAUUUGGUUUGGCUUUUUGAUACCAUGUCGCCUACGGUCUCCCCCCCUUUUGAUUUUUUUCCCCUCUCUUUUGCUUUUCUGUUGGUCCUGUGCUGCUCAGUUUGUUGGGAUAUCUCCUCCAGUUCUGUGCCUCUUUUUGUUCCCCUAUUUUCUGCGGCGUGGCGUAACGGUCUGAUCCGAUCUGAUGUGUGGUCUGGUCUGGUCGAGCGUGACGCAUUGCUGCCGGAGUACGAGGAGUAUGAGGAGUAUGAGGAGUAAGGGGUGGGUGGGG